Messenger RNA from Sclerotinia borealis F-4128, 2187 nucleotides. Lineage: Eukaryota; Fungi; Ascomycota; Leotiomycetes; Helotiales; Sclerotiniaceae. The record is from the annotation of a GenBank genome assembly.
AUGAAACUUGCACUCUUAACAAUUUUUGCAUCUAUACAUGCUUCAGUUUCAUCAGUAGAGGCAUUCCAAUAUCACCACAUCUCCUCCUCCUCCUUCUCUCCUCCACCUCAGUCCACCCCAAAACCCCCUUCUAUCCCCGGACCUAUAGUAGAUCUAGGCUACGAACGACACCAAGCCAAUUUUAACUCCACAGGCCACUACCAAAACUUCAGCAACAUCCCCUACGCCACACCCCCCCUCGCCAAUCUUCGCUUCGCCAAACCCCUCCCUAUAAAUACGAGUAGUACUAGUACCGGUACAUCUUCUUCAUCCCUCAUAAACAACGGAUCCAUCGGCCAUAUAUGUCCGCAAGCGCAUCCAGACUGGACACAAGACGCAGCUCUGCUCGUCGCACUAUGGACUUUGGGACUCAUUACUAAUGUCGAUCUGACGAACUUGACACCUGAUCCUUUUAAAGAGGGGCCUAGAGAUUGGGAGAGUGAGGAUUGUUUGUUGUUGGAUGUAGUGGUGCCAGAAGGGGUUAUUGAGGCGGUGGAGGAAGAUGGGGAUUUUGUUCCUUUAAUGGUAUGGAUACACGGAGGAGGCUUUACAUUCGGCCAUAAAAAUCAAGAUGGAAGUCCAUAUGGAUUUUUCAACGCCUCGACAUUCCCACAAGACAGCGUACCUAUUCACGAUAGCAUCAUCUUCGUAACAAUCAACUACCGGCUCGGCGCCUUCGGCUUCCUAUCUACUACCCCCUCCACCCCCUCCAACCCCUCAGACUCAGAAACUCAACCAACCGCCAACGCCGGCCUCUACGACCAAGCCCUAGCACUAACCUGGGUCUCCGAACACAUCUCCAAAUUCGGCGGAGACCCCGAUCGCGUAACCGUGAUUGGAGAAUCCGCAGGUGCAGCAUCAAUCUUACACCACAUAACUUCAUACGGAGGAGAAUCCUCCUCCUACUCCUCCUUAAAUUCCCAGUCCCUACCUCGAGCUCCAUUUCAACGCGCCAUCCUCCAAUCCCCUGCUUUUUUCCCAGCCGCUAAUGCCAAGACCGAAAAACAUGUAUACGAAGAAUUUCUAUCCAUAGCCAACGCGCACACAUUCUCAGAAUUAAAAACCAAAUCCUCACCAGAAUUAAUCGAUGCGAAUAAAUUCCUAGUGUCCAAAUCCCCUUAUGCACAAUUUACAUUUGGACCCACAAUCGACAGGUCAUUUAUCCCCAAACCCAUAUCCAUUCUACUGCGCGAUGGCGAUUUCUGGCAAGACAUCGACGGGAUAAUGGUAUCACAUAAUUCCAACGAAGGGCUAUUGUUCACAGAUAUAUCGGCUGUGGAAAAUGAUGAUGCGUUUGCGGAAUUUAUACAUAAGAGUUUACCGGGUUUGAGUGGUGAGGAUGUGGAGUAUGUGGUUAAGGAGCUGUAUCCAUUGCCAGUAGAGGAAAUAGGCAUUGGGAUUGUGGAGAAGAUAAUGAGGGUUGCGAAUGCGACGGCGGAAUUGGGCACGAUUUGUAAUACGCUAUUUUUGAGUGAGGCGUGGGGGGAGGAGGGGAUUUAUAAAUAUGUUUUUGGAGUGGAUCCGGGGGUUCAUGGGCAGGAUGUUGGGUUUUCGUUCUACGAACCCCCCCCCUCCAACCCAACAAACAUAUACAACACAGGAAAAGUACUCCCCUCCACGGUGUUCAUCGCCCAAACACUCCAAAGCUACAUCAUCGGAUUUGUGAAAGAAGGAGAUCCUAAUCGAGGAGGGGUGGGGGGACCCGAGUUUCCGGUGUAUAGGGAUGGGGUUGUGGUUUUGGGGGCGGGGGAUGAUGGAUAUGGAAAGGUGGGGGAGGUGAGGGUGGAGGUGAGGGUGGAGAGGAGGGAUAAGUGGGUGGAUGGGGGGACGAGAGAGAGGUGUAGGUGGUGGGGUGAGGCGAGGUGGUGGGAUGGGGGUGUGGGGGGUGAGAGGGGUACGGUAAUUAAGGAGGGAAAAAAUGAAGAUGAAGAUGAAGAGUAUGGUGAGGUAAUUCCCCCCAAGAUCCAGAAAGAGAUUAGUUUCAAAGAAGGAAAUAAUGAUCCAAAGAAAGGGAACUUGAAGAAUGUAGAGUGGCAAGCUAAAUGGAUGUCCCAGAAUGAGAAGGCAGAUAAAGGACAAGUAGUCACUGGUGAGAUUGGUGACGAUGGAAAGGAUGAUGAGGUUGAAGGGAAAGAAGAACUUAGAUAG